This is a messenger RNA of Erinaceus europaeus (western European hedgehog), 1024 nucleotides long. RefSeq names its product succinate dehydrogenase complex assembly factor 1 (gene SDHAF1). Gene Ontology annotation, biological process: mitochondrial respiratory chain complex II assembly. The transcript has a single exon. Gene Ontology annotation, cellular component: mitochondrion. NCBI's taxonomy places the organism in Eukaryota, Metazoa, Chordata, Mammalia, Eulipotyphla, Erinaceidae. The coding region runs from base 119 to 469 and encodes 116 amino acids. The record is from RefSeq and is a predicted model, not a curated record.
AGGAGGGACGUUUGCCGCGCACGCGCGGGGCGGAAGUGCCUGUAGCGGGGCAUCGUGGUCCCUGCCAGCUGUGGGGCUUCCCGGCUCCCGCUCCCUCCUCCGCGGCCAGGUUGCUACCAUGAGCCGGCACAGCCGGCUGCAGAGGCAGGUUCUCAGCCUGUACCGAGAGCUGCUGCGCGCCGGCCGCGGGAAGCCGGGCGCCGAGGCGCGGGUGCGGGCUGAGUUCCGGCAGCAGGCCAGCCUGCCCCGCACCGACGUGCUGCGCAUCGAGUACCUGUACCGCCGCGGGCGGCGCCAGCUCCAGCUGCUGCGGUCCGGCCACGCCACGGCCAUGGGCGCCUUUGUGCGCCUGAGGGACCCGGCCGAGGAGCACCGCGGUACGGGGACCCCGCCUGACGCUGGCGACGGUCGCGGGAGCCCGUUCGACGGCUGGGGGGCGGCUCCGGAGACCCCACGCGGUGGACGGUGAGCGCUGGGAGGGCUGCCCCGACGGCGCGGGGGGCUUGGGGCCGGGACUGGCCUGACUGCCUAGGGCGCCGGGGAUCCCGCCCGAAGCCAGGUGAGCGGGGACUGGAGAAAUGAACUUCGGCACAUCGGGAAAACCAGAAGGUCCUCUUGGCACCUGGGGGAGCUAGCGACCGGGGCGAUGGAUGGCGAAAGACUCCUGACAUUGCCCGAUUCGGACUCGGCCCUGGAGCACUUGGGUUGCAGGCAGUCUGGAGCGUGUCGAGUUGAGAAGGAUUUUUCCCAAAAUCACGAGGAGCCGAGAGCCCUCCCUGUGUGGAGGAAAUUGAAGCGCUCAUCUCCUGAUCCUUGAGACCCUACCCACCCCCUGGCUCUUUAAGGAGAUUCUGAUACAAAAAUUUGCCCCAUUGUGACAAAGCAGGACUACUGAGGAUAGGAGUCCUUCUCCGCGGCUGAAAAUGAAGCCCCCUUGAGAUCUCUACCUGGGCCUGGGGAGGAACCCCAGACUCCUGUGCCCUCUUUCCCUCAAGACCAAUGAAUAAAAUUGGGAAUGAGAGAA